Messenger RNA from Morone saxatilis (striped sea-bass), 3348 nucleotides. RefSeq names its product deoxyribodipyrimidine photo-lyase. The transcript is spliced from 9 exons. Gene Ontology annotation, cellular component: nucleus; cytoplasm. Lineage: Eukaryota; Metazoa; Chordata; Actinopteri; Moronidae. The coding region runs from base 946 to 3321 and encodes 791 amino acids. The record is from RefSeq and is a predicted model, not a curated record. Gene Ontology annotation, biological process: entrainment of circadian clock by photoperiod; circadian regulation of gene expression. Gene Ontology annotation, molecular function: FAD binding; DNA binding.
UUUUUCGCCAUGUGUGUGUCCGCCCUGGGGCACCAGGAGACCCGGUCACAGUUCCUGUCCCUCAUCCAGCCUCUGUCCACGGCCAGCAGCUCCCUGCACUCCACCCUGACCUCCAUCUACAAGGAGUAUUUCUCUAAGCAGCUCCUGAUAAAAAGACCUGGCUCUUCAGUCCCUCCUUUACUGUACUCAGGUAACGCUAGCUUCAGCUUUGUGGUAGCUCCUGCUCCCCCUCACGGUUUUAGUAUUGUUGUGACUUUCUCGGACCAAACACACCAUAACAAGUAAUAAAUACAAUUAAAUAUGUAUAUAAAUGGAAAAUAAAAUACAAUUAGUAAAAAACUUAACAUUUAAUAUAACAAUAUCAAUAAUUAUAUGAGCAGAGUGUACAAAAAUUAGAUUUUAACCAUAUAUAUAGGUAAAGGCAUACCUAUAGCCCUGUAUACCUGUAGUAAAUACCCAAUAAUAAUUAAAUAAUUAACAAUUACCACCAUAAAAUCAAUAAACCAAUAUAAUCCCUUACACUUACAAGAGAUUAUAUUGCACAGUGCACCAUUUUCACUGACCUUUCCACAAACUUGUCCAUGUAAUGUAAUACAUAAUGUGUACGAUAAAAUGGGCAGUAUUGAUACCUUAACAGCAAUGUUAAUUAAAAAUGGACAGAAUAAAAGCAUGCUUUGGGCUUCUGGGAUACUUUGGACAGUUAUUUAAUGGGAGACCAGAUACUUGUUUAUUAAAAAUGACCUUAUUAAACAUACGAGUUUUAACCACAUAACUCAAUGUAAGAGACAUUAACACUAGAUAGCUUAUACGUUUCUCCAACAGUGAGCUUGAUACCCCGAAGACUAUAAGGAGUUAUUUUAACAGUUGUAAUAAUGGGUUGUUCUGAUCAAAUUGUAGACUGAAGAUGAUGAACUGGAACUUGCGUUGGCUCUCUCUCUACUGGAAAUGAAAGAGCAGCAGCUGUCAACCCCGGGCCACCAGUCCCGACCUCAGCAACCUGGAGACAGACUGAAGCAGAGAAGCUCUCUUCAACUGAUCUCGGUAUCUCAGCCACAGGGAAGCAGACACACCCAACUAGUAGAUGCAGUUGGCCAGAGAGAAAACACCAACUCACAAACUGAACCCUGGGUAAAGGUAAACCCAACACAGACAACUCGAGAGACUGAGCUUCAGAAGAACACACAAGUUUACAAAUAUAAUAAGGAGGCACCGGAAACAAGUCAGACUGUGUGUGUCUCCUUUUCCAAGCAAGAAAUGGUUGAAGAAGGCGACCAAGUAAUGGGCGAGGGAGAUUUGAAUAAAUCAGACAAACCAAAACGCUCUAAGAACAGGCGUCAGCGGCGUAAAGGCACUGGCCAGCAGGUUGUGGGUUUGCCUUGUUCUCCAUCAGCUCCGCCACCGGUACUGCUCUGGUUCAGGAGGGACUUGCGACUUUGUGACAACCCUGCUCUCAAUGGCUCAUUGGAGGUUGGUGCACCUGUUAUCCCCGUCUUCAUCUGGAGCCCUGAAGAGGAGGAGGGACCUGGGAUUACGGUGGCUAUGGGGGGAGCUUGUAAAUACUGGCUUCAUCAAGCUUUGUCUUGUUUCUGUUCAUCUCUGGAGCGCAUUGGCAGCCAUCUUGUCUUUCUCAGGGCUAGUGGAGAGGGGAAGGAGGUUGGAUCUUCUUUGCGUACGCUUAAGCAACUUGUAAAGGAGACAGGGGCGAGAACAGUCUUGGCUAAUGCCCUCUACGAGCCCUGGCUGAAGGAGAGGGAUAAUGUGGUGGUCUCAGCCCUUCAGAAAGAUGGUGUUGAAUGCCGGAUGGUCCACUCGUACUGUCUCAGAGACCCCUACUCUAUCAGCACGGACGGUGUGGGACUCAGAGGAAUAGGUUCAGUGUCUCACUUCAUGAGCUGCUGUAAACAGAACCCAGGACCUGCAUUAGGGGUUCCCCUGGACCCUCCUGUAUCUCUUCCCACACCUGGCCACUGGCCUCAGGGUGUCUCUUUGGACACGUUAGGCCUGGCACGCAUGCCCCGCAGGAAAGAUGGCACAACGAUUGACUGGGCAGCGAACAUUCGUAAAGCCUGGGAUUUCAGUGAAGAAGGAGCACAUGCCCAGCUGGAGGCCUUUCUUCAGGAUGGUGUGUAUAGAUAUGAAAAGGAGUCGGGCAGGGCGGAUGCUCCAAAUACCAGCUGUCUGUCUCCCUACCUUCACUUUGGUCAACUCAGCCCACGCUGGCUGCUGUGGGACGCCAAAGGGGCACGCUGUAGACCCCCGAAGUUCCAACGUAAACUGGCGUGGAGAGAUUUGGCUUACUGGCAGCUGAUAUUGUUUCCUGACCUCCCCUGGGAAUCCCUCAGGCCUCCAUACAAGGCUCUGCGGUGGAGCAGUGAUCGGGGCCACCUGAAGGCCUGGCAGAGAGGACAAACAGGCUACCCUCUGGUGGACGCAGCCAUGAGGCAGCUGUGGCUGACAGGCUGGAUGAAUAACUACAUGAGACACGUGGUGGCAUCUUUUCUCAUAGCAUAUCUCUACCUGCCCUGGCAAGAAGGCUAUCGCUGGUUCCAGGACACCCUGGUGGAUGCAGAUGUUGCCAUAGAUGCUAUGAUGUGGCAGAAUGGAGGCAUGUGUGGUCUGGAUCACUGGAACUUUGUCAUGCACCCCGUCGAUGCAGCAAUGACCUGCGAUCCCUACGGCAGCUAUGUUAGGAAAUGGUGUCCUGAACUUGCAGAUCUGCCUGAUGAGCUUAUUCACAAACCCUGGAAAUGUCCCGCAUCCAUGCUUCGACGUGCUGGUGUAGUGUUUGGGCAGACGUAUCCUGAGCGAAUAAUAACAGACCUGGAGGAGCGGAGGAGUCGGUCUCUGCAAGAUGUAGCUUUGGUGCGGAAGGAGUUUGGACAGUAUGUGGAUAAGCGCUCAGGCUGCGACUUGGUGCCUCUGCCCCCACGCCUUGUCUCCGAGGCUCUGGGCUUGUCACAAAGGGAUGAGGGUGUGGUGACAGCAGGGAAGCAGUUCCUGUUGCCCGUUAUCACCCGCAUGGAAUUCAAACACCAGCUUGAAGAUCCAGAUGCAGAUGCCGCCUCAAAUCCCUACAGUGCUGUUCUUAAAGGAUACGUGAGCCGCAAGAGGGAUGAGACCAUUGCCUUCCUUAAUGAGAGAGACUUUACUGCCAGUGUGAUGUAUGAGGGAACCCAGAGAAAGGAGAGGCUGGAGAGUGAUUACCGCAGAAUGGAGGGACUCCCUCAACCUCCUGCACCUCGGGGCCGAGCCAGACGAACGCCAACAGCAAAGGACAGGUUUUCUAUAGUACCUGGUGGGGCGGUCACUUCACUCAAGUGACCCAGAGGUCAAGACUGAAAGUUUACA